This is a messenger RNA of Austrofundulus limnaeus, 2132 nucleotides long. It is a transcript of the gene gabpa, whose product is annotated as GA binding protein transcription factor subunit alpha. The transcript is spliced from 10 exons. Gene Ontology annotation, cellular component: nucleus. Gene Ontology annotation, biological process: cell differentiation; regulation of transcription by RNA polymerase II. Lineage: Eukaryota; Metazoa; Chordata; Actinopteri; Cyprinodontiformes; Rivulidae. Gene Ontology annotation, molecular function: DNA-binding transcription factor activity, RNA polymerase II-specific; sequence-specific DNA binding. The record is from RefSeq and is a predicted model, not a curated record. The coding region runs from base 330 to 1652 and encodes 440 amino acids.
AUAUUAUAAGGAAAUAUGUACUAGUCAUGUGAGUGGGGUCGUAACUCCCUUCCCGCUAUUUUGUAGCUGAGCUAGCAGCUAACGCGGCUAUCUGCUAGCGAACGUAACAGGGAAGAGGCCGCCCACCUUUAAGCCAGCACGCACGAAUUUAUGUGAAAGCUAGGYUAUCGGUGUCCGACAUAGACAGCUGUUUGUGGUAUUUCCUUUGUGCUGGAAAAGAAAAACGGCGUUCAGAAAGUUAGCUGGUUAGCUCAAAAGGUAAUUCUGAGCAGGGMGGCUGCCGCUUAUCACCAUCCAGCAACAAAACACACAGUCUCUUUCCAAACAAAAUGUCGAAAAGUGAGGCAGAGGAGAUGAUAGAGAUAGAAAUCGAUGAACGGGAGAAACAGGCAUGCCUGGAAGAAGGGGUUGAGGAGCAGACGAUCACAUCRUCUGAUCUGAUUCAACAAGACAUCGACAUCAACGAGCCAGUCGGCAACUUGAAGAAGCUUUUGGAGCCUCGCCUCCAAAUCUCACUGGAUGCCUUUGACAUCUGCUUGCAAGAUAUUCAGCUCCAUCCGGAUCACAGCCUCUUUGAUCAGGGAGUAAAAACAGAUGGCACAGUCCAGCUCAGCCUGCAUAUUAUAACCAAACCAGGAGAGGAGAAACUGAACAUUCUGGAAAUAGUGAAGCCAGUAGAAACAGUGGAAGUAGUGAUCGAUCCGGAUGCUGCUGGAGAAGAGGGUGCCUUGGUGGAGGAGGGACAGCUCAUCACUGUAGAGCGGUCCGCCCUGACUGAUGAGACCUCAGAGCAGGUCACGCGUUGGGCCGCGGCGCUGGAAGGUUACCGGAAAGAGCAGGUCCGACUUGGCAUUCCAUACGACCCCACGCUCUGGACAGCUGAUCAGGUGAUCCACUGGGCUGUGUGGGUCAUGAAGGAGUUCAACAUUGAUGAGAUGGAAAUCGGCAGCAUUCACAUCCCCGGCCGAGACCUCUGCAGCUUCAGCCAAGAGGAGUUUCUGCAGAAAGUGCCCAACGGAGAGAUCCUGUGGAGCCAUCUGGAGCUGCUGCGCAAAUAUGUGUUGGCCAGCCAGGAUCAGUCUGGAGGGGACGCCACUGUCACCAUUGAUCAACCUGUGCAGAUAAUUCCAGCACAAGUGAGCACACCUACAGCAAUAAAGGUGCUGAAACAGAACCGUGGUGCCAGGACACCACGCAUAUCAGGAGAAGAGCGCAGUUCACCUGGAAACCGCACAGGUAACAAUGGUCAGAUCCAGUUGUGGCAGUUCCUGUUGGAGCUCCUGACAGACAAAGAUGCACGAGACUGCAUCUCCUGGGUCGGUGAAGAGGGAGAGUUCAAACUSAACCAGCCGGAGCUCGUGGCACAGAAAUGGGGUCAACGUAAGAACAAACCAACGAUGAACUACGAGAAGCUCAGCCGAGCCCUGAGGUAUUACUAUGAUGGUGACAUGAUCAGCAAGGUGCAGGGCAAGCGCUUCGUCUACAAGUUUGUGUGUGACCUGAGGACUCUGAUUGGCUACAGUGCAGCCGAGCUCAACAGCCUGGUGGCCGAGUGCGAGCAGAAGAAGAUGACUCGCUUGCAGAUGCAUGGCCUCUCUCAGCCCAUCACCACAGUGACCCUGACCACCACCACGCUGGAGAAGGACAGCUGAAGGAGGGCAUAUUCACGCUCUGCAGCCGCCAUGAGGAAAGUGUGGUGCACCACUCCCACCUGAAGUCAGAAACCACCCCUGGUCAACGUGGGCAAAGUGCUUUACUGUCGUCUUCCCAGUUUUAUCCAAGUUAAACUGAGGCAGAUAUAAUUUUUAGCUUUCUUUAACUGGACCCAGCAGGAGCGCAGGGWGUGAGAACGUCUUUACGAUUACAGGUUGUCAUUUUCACGAUGAAUGCUUGAGCGUGACCGAAAACCCAGUUAAGAGCUUGGUGUCGUCUGUAGUUUAGGAUCUUUUCCACUGUAAAUACCGUUACUUUGUGUUUUUGAUAGCCACAUGGACAAGUGUAUUUUCAUAUUUUCCAUUUCUAAAGAAAAAAAAAGGACCCGUUUUUGUAUUUUUAUUUGGUGUCCAUUUCCUAAAUUGCUGGACCUUUUUUUUGUCCACUAGGGGGAAAUAAAGUGACAAGCAUUUUCUAAA